Molecule: messenger RNA, 1482 nt
Organism: Metschnikowia bicuspidata var. bicuspidata NRRL YB-4993
Lineage: Eukaryota; Fungi; Ascomycota; Pichiomycetes; Serinales; Metschnikowiaceae
Gene: TAF60
Product: Taf60p
Exons: 1
Coding region: 1-1482 (493 amino acids)
Biological process (GO): transcription initiation at RNA polymerase II promoter; RNA polymerase II preinitiation complex assembly
Cellular component (GO): SAGA complex; SLIK (SAGA-like) complex; transcription factor TFIID complex
Molecular function (GO): protein heterodimerization activity; transcription coactivator activity; RNA polymerase II general transcription initiation factor activity
Source: RefSeq, a predicted model, not a curated record
AUGGACCCCGGAAAAAUCCCGCUUUCCCACACCUUAUGGUCGCCGCACGACACCGUCAAGGACGCGGCGGAGCAUUUGGGCAUCACGCUCCCCGAAGAUGCCGCCAAGAACUUGGCCAUGGACGUGGAGUACCGCAUCCACGAGAUCUUGGAGUGCGCCAACAAAUUCAUGCGCCACCUGAAGCGCCGCUUGUUGACCACCGGCGACAUCAGCCACGCGCUCAAGGUGUUGAACAUCGAGCCGCUUUUGGGCUACGACACCGCCCAGCCGCCGGUGUUCCGCGAGGCGCUUUUCGGCGCGGGCGGCCAGACGCUCUACUACCUCGACGAAAACGAGCUUGAGUUCGAGAAGUUGAUCAACCAGGAGCUCCCGAAGGUGCCGCGCCAGUCCACGUACACGGCGCACUGGUUGGCCAUUGAAGGCGUGCAGCCGACGAUCCCGCAGAACCCGCUUGCGCUGGAGAUCAAGAGCUUGCCGCCCAUCUCGCGCGGGGCCAUUUCGCUGGUGCUCAGCCGCGACUUGCUCCAUCUCUCGGGCGGCGCGGAGCCGGGCCCGGGCGCCGCCAGCGCCGACGAGCAGAAGGACGGCCGCCUGAAGAAGAAGCCGGACAAGGACACGGACGUCAAGCCCUUGGUCAAGCACGUGCUCCUGAAGGAGUUGAAGCUCUACUUCGACAAGGUGGUGGAGGUGCUCGUGCUGCCGGACCCGGAGAAGGACAGCUUGCGCGAGGCCGCGUUGAGCUCACUCCGCACGGACCCCGGCUUGCACCAGCUCGUGCCGUACUUCAUCCAGUUUGUCGCGGAGCAGAUCACCAACCAGCUCCGCAACCUCGACAUCCUCAUCACCAUGCUCGACGUGAUCUCCGCGCUCUACGACAACAAGACCAUCUUCUUGGCGCCCUACGUGCACCUGUUGAUGCCGUGCAUCUUGACGCUCCUCUUGGCCAAGCGCAUCGGGACGCCGGCCAAGGAGCCCGUGGACGCGGCCGCGGCCGCAGAGUUGUUGCGCGGCCAGUUUGCGGUGCGCGAGUUUGCGUCUUUGCUUCUCGAGCACGUCAUCACCUCCUACGGCAGCUCCUACUCCACGCUCAAGCCGCGCGUGACACGCACGUUGCUCCGCGCGUUCUUGGACCUGAGCAAGCCCGUGGGCACGCACUACGGCGCGCUCCUCGGCUUGGACAAAUUGGGGCCGGAGGUCAUCAAGCUCGUCUUGGUGGCCAACUUGAAGGUGUGGUACCGCCUGGUACUCCUCGAGGGCGACCGCACCGACGCAGAGCGCGCGUUGCUCACGGACAAGAUUGUGGCGGCGCUCCGCAAGUUGCUGGUGGCGGCACCGGCUGAUGCCAUGGCCGUGGACACACCCGUGCCGCCGGAGCUUGCGGAGAAGCUUGCUGGCCGCAUCGGCGAGCCUUUGGCGGCCGUGGUGUUGGCUGCCGCCGACGGGCCGCUGAUUGUGCAGGGCAUUUUCUUUGGCGAGGCCUGA